AUGACGCUUGCAGACCAAGCAGCUAAGUUGCUUGAUUUCAAUCAGAAACUUGAUAUUACUCUUCUAGAUGAAAUUGUGACAUGUAUGUACACAGAUGUAGGGGCUCAGCAACGGACAGCUCAAGAAGUAUUGACCACAUUAAAAGAACAUCCAGAUGCCUGGACUAGAGUUGACACAAUUCUUGAGUUUUCAUCAAAUCAACAGACCAAAUACUAUGCUCUACAGAUUCUUGAAACAGUUAUUAAAACUCGCUGGAAAGUUUUACCCAGACCACAAUGUGAAGGAAUCAAGAAAUAUAUUGUUGGUUUGAUUAUUAAGACUUCAUCAGAUGCAGCAGUAUUAGAAAAAGAAAAAGUUUAUUUAGCAAAAUUGAACAUGAUCUUAGUACAGAUAUUGAAGUAUGAGUGGCCAAGAAAUUGGCCGUCAUUCAUUGGAGAUAUAGUUGGAGCCAGUAAAACAAAUGAAUCUCUGUGCCAAAAUAAUAUGGCAAUUCUCAAAUUACUAAGUGAAGAGGUGUUUGAUUUCUCAAGUGGUCAAAUGACACAAGCAAAAGCUAAACAUUUAAAAGACACAAUGUGCAGUGAAUUUUCUCAAAUUUUUCAUUUGUGUCAGUUUGUUAUGGAUAAUUCACAGAAUGCACCAUUAGUUGGUUCAACAUUAGAAACCCUACUGAGAUUUCUUAAUUGGAUUCCAUUGGGAUAUAUCUUUGAAACCAAAUUAAUCAGCACUUUAAUAUACAAGUUUUUAAAUGUUCCACUAUUCCGAAAUGUAACUAUGAAAUGUCUCACUGAAAUAGCUGGUGUACAAGUAUCACAACUAUAUGAUGAACAAUUUAUUCAGUUAUUCACAUUAACCAUGAAUCAAUUAAAACAAAUGUUACCAGUUGAAACCAAUGUCAGAGAAGCAUAUCAAUCUGGAACAGAUGAUGAACAAAAUUUUAUCCAGAAUUUAAGUUUAUUUCUAUGUACAUAUUUACGUGAACACGCCCAGUUAGUGGAAAAGAAGCUUGAUCUUCAUCCACUUCUAAUGGAUGCAUUACAAUAUUUAUGUUUGAUAUCUGAAGUAGAGGAGGUUGAAAUCUUCAAAAUAUGUUUAGAAUACUGGAAUUCCUUAACAUCCGAAUUGUACAGAGAAAGUCCAUAUUCUACUAAUAAUUCUCCGUUAAUUCUUAAUAAUCAACAUGAAAUGCCAGCCAGACGCCAACUUUAUAACCCUGUUUUAUCGAAGGUCAGACGAGUUAUGAUAUCUAGAAUGGCCAAACCAGAAGAAGUUUUAGUCGUAGAAAAUGAUCAGGGAGAAGUUGUCAGAGAAUUCAUGAAAGAUACAGAUUCCAUUAAUCUCUAUAAAAACAUGAGAGAAACAUUAGUAUAUUUGACACAUUUGGACUAUUCAGAUACUGAAAAUAUCAUGACUGAAAAAUUACAUAAUCAGGUUAAUGGUACAGAAUGGUCGUGGAAAAAUCUGAAUACGUUAUGUUGGGCUAUUGGUUCUAUUAGUGGAGCAAUGCAUGAAGAUGAUGAAAAAAGAUUUCUAGUCACAGUUAUCAGGGAUUUGUUAGGUUUGUGUGAACAGAAACGUGGCAAAGACAAUAAAGCUAUCAUAGCUUCUAAUAUUAUGUAUGUUGUGGGCCAAUAUCCAAGAUUUUUAAAAGCACAUUGGAGAUUUCUGAAAACAGUUGUGAACAAAUUAUUUGAAUUCAUGCAUGAAACCCAUGAUGGUGUACAAGAUAUGGCUUGUGAUACAUUUAUAAAAAUAGCCCAGAAAUGUCGUCGACAAUUCGUACAAAUACAAGUUGGUGAAGUGAUGCCAUUUAUUGAAGACAUUUUAAAUGGUAUCAAUACAAUUAUUUGUGAUCUUCAACCACAACAGGUUCACACGUUUUAUGAAGCUGUAGGGUUAAUGAUUAGUGCCCAAACAGAACAGGCAGCUAGAGAACAUUUAAUAGAAAGAUAUAUGUUAUUACCUAAUCAAGUAUGGGAUGGUAUUAUCAAUCAAGCUACGCAGAAUGUGGAAGUGUUAAAAGAUGCAGAUGCAGUUAAAAGAUUAGGAAAUAUUUUAAAAACCAAUGUAAGAGCCUGUAAAGCCUUACAACAUCCCUAUGUAGUUCAGUUAGGAAGAAUCUAUCUGGAUAUGUUAAAUGUAUAUAAAGUCAUGAGUGAAAAUAUAAGUAGUGCUAUAGCUACUAAUGGUGAAAGUGUCACCAAACAACCUUUAAUACGCAGUAUGAGAACAGUGAAAAAAGAAACAUUAAAGUUAAUAUCUGGCUGGGUUAGUCGCUCUGCUGAUCAUCAGAUGGUAGCUGAGAAUUUCAUACCUCCAUUAUUAGAUGCUGUAUUAUUAGAUUAUCAGAGAAAUGUACCUGCUGCCAGAGAACCAGAAGUUUUAAGUACAAUGGCUACUAUAGUUGACAGACUAGAGAACCACAUAACUAAAGAUAUACCACAGAUAUUUGAUGCUGUAUUUGAAUGUACGUUAACUAUGAUCAAUAAAGACUUUGAAGAAUACCCAGAACAUAGAACCAAUUUCUUCUUAUUAUUGAAAGCUGUCAACUCACAUUGUUUCCAAGCCUUAUUGAACAUCCCUGCAGCACAGUUUAAAUUGGUUUUAGACUCUAUAAUCUGGGCGUUUAAACAUACCAUGCGAAAUGUUGCUGACACAGGAUUAGAUAUUUUAUAUUUUCUCCUUCAAAAUAUUGCUAAACAUGAUGCCCCUGCACAAAGUUUUUAUCAGACAUAUUUUACUGAGAUUCUUCAACAUUUAUUCUCUGUUGUAACUGACAGUUCACAUACAGCAGGAUUAACAACACAAGCCCAGAUAUUGGCAUAUAUGUUCAGUACAUUAGAGAGUGGUAAAAUAACCAUAGCAUUGGGCGGUGAGGGAAACAGUGCAGCUAAUAAUGUUCAAUAUAUUCAACAAUUUUUACUCAAUUUACUGAAAACUGCUUUCCCACAUCUUAAUGAACCACAGAUAGAAAUCUUCAUCAAAGGUUUAUUCAGUUUUGAUAGAGAUUUUGCUGCUUUCAAAGAACAUUUACGAGACUUCCUUGUGCAGAUCAGAGAGUUUGCUGGGGAAGAUCUUGGUGACCUGUUUUUAGAAGAACGAGAAAAUGCAAUUCAACAAGCCCAGGAAGAGAAACGUAAAUUACAGUUAUCUGUGCCUGGUAUAUUUGGACCACAUGAGCUACAAGAAGACAUGCAGGAUGAUUAGAUUGACAGCAGUUGUCUUGUGUGGAACUUUAUUACUUGGUAGUCAUAUAUAUAUAUAUGUGGACAUAUAUAAUACAAUAUGAAAGGAGAGACAGUGUGAAUGGAAUGGAAUCCAAGAAUCAAGACACGUUAGCACAAUAUGAUCAUGUAAUAAAUGUGAGCUUUCCUUCAUAUGAGCCAUGGUCACGAUUGAAUAUACCUAGAUAUGAAAAAACGACAAGCUACGUCCCAAAAAAAAGCAUCAAUAUGCUAAAUAUAAGACAUCAGCCGUGUAAUUGAUAAAAUAUUCUCCUAAAGAUACCAGAAUCUGCUUCAGAUGCACAUGCAUCUUUAGGUCCAAUAUGAGGGAAUCCAGACAAACUAUGUUAUGUACCGAGUUAUUCAAACAUUUCAUCAAUGUAUAUAGUGUUAUUAAACGUUACCUAGUUGUAGAAAUUCAUCAUGUUCAGUGCUUAAAGACUUGAUAUUGGAAUGCAUGGAACAUUGUGUAUAAUUUCACCAUUAUGCAUGUUGGACGUCCUGGUUCAGAUUGUACCAACAGGUGCUUGUUUUAGCCAAACCGUGAUUAAACUAUUGGAUGAGCAAAAGCAAGAUAUGACACAGUCAGUGUUGCGUUUGCAUUUAAUUUAAAUUGGACAUUCAUCAGAACCUAGAGUCAGUAAUUAAAAUGGCAACUCUAACUAGUGAUUUGAAGAAUCAGAUGUUAUUGAAUAUCCACUUCAAUAAAAUAUGUCAUUUGGCAUUGAAAUCUUAACACUAGUUGUUUAUUUUGAAUUGGUGAAGGUGAACUGAUGCAGACUACAGUGAAUCCAUGCAUAAAGUGAAUUUCCAGGAAGUAAGGAAAGGGACAGUGUGUAUGGAUAAAAGACAGUGAAAGAAUUGUAUAUAUUGUUUAAAGACUGUGUAAAGUGUAACAUUAUCAGUGAUAAACUGUAUUUUUUUUAUUGACAACUAGGCCAUUAAAACUGCUGUAAAGGUCUGAUUCUUUCAAUAUCUUCUAAUUGACUUAAAGCAUAUGGACAAACUGACUUGUUAUAUUCUAUUUACUGUUUCAAGAUAUUGAAAGAAUUUUGUCCUUGCUUUCUCAGUGCCCCAUUUUGGUUGAGGUAGGAAACUUCAUUAGAAGGCAAUUCAUUUGAUGUGCAUGAUUGUAAAUUUCUAAUUUGGCUCUGAUUGAUAAGUCCCACAUUCAAGUGAUCAUCUACAAUCUUAACAAAUUUCUGCGUGACUCAGAUACGUUGUCCUUUAGGUUAAAACUAGAGUAACAAACAAGCAGUGUGAUCUAGGGCUGGGUGAAAUUUUGGCAUGUUUUAAAUUAAGUAUUUCUCAACUGGUUUCUCAGUUGAAUUAUUAAAAUUAUUGAUCUGUAGUCUGUCAUCGAUAAUCAAUCUCAAUGUGGUAAUCGUUACCCAGCCCUAGUGUCAACAUAUAAAUUGAGUGAUUUCAACAUACCCCUGCCACAACUGUUGAAAUAGUUGAAUAAUAAACAAGAGAAAUAGUGGGCCUAAUUGACAAUGAAAACCAAGAUAAAAUUGUGAUUGUAUGAUGAUAGUCAAUAUAAUACUAAUAGUUCAUAUUGAACACGGCCAAACUAUAUUAUACUUCGUCUUAAUAAAGACCAAAGAGUUAUGGGCCUUUGCGCAAUAUAUUCAAAUGUUAUUUUUCCCUAUGUGGAAUUAAAAUUAUGUUUUUGUUAUCAUUUUACAUGGAAUAUUUAUUUCAUCUUCCAUUCAUGAGUUUUUUAAAUACAACUAUUUUGUUUUCUGUGUUGAGAAUUUGUAUGUUUCAGGCAUUAUGCAUCACCAUUGUUAUUUUGGACUUAUCAAUGCAAUUUAAUCAAAAUAUACUAAGUGCCGGUUUCAUUCAUUUCAUGUUCAUGGACAAAAAUGGUUAACAGUCUACAAAAACCCCUUCAGUUUGCAAAUGGACUCUUUCUACACAUAUACAUCAUUGAUUUUAAGAAUACAUGUAUGGAAGCGUUCAAAAGAAGUAGCGGGUUGUCAAGUGAAGACUGACAAACUAUUUUUACCCAUGGACUAAAAAAAAAUUCAUAAGAGUUGUUUAAAAAUACAAAACAUUUUGGAUUGAUGGAAUCAUCCUAUGUAGUAAUAAUUCAGUUGAAAGUUUUCAGAAUAUUAUUCAUUCUUUCAAUAUUUAAAUAACUAUUUUGCCAAUGGAUAUAUAAUGUUUGACAAUAUUUUGUUAAUUUUAAUAAUAAAACAAUCAUAAAACAAUCAUGGAACAGUCAUGUACAAUUAAAAAGAUUGAUAAUUUUCAUGUAUAUUUUUAAGCUUGAUUUGAAAUUGAAAAUAGAUUGCUAUUGAUAUUAACGGAAUCUCAAACAGGAUUUUUAUUAAUCUGAUUUUGGACAUCAAUUUAUCAUCGAAUUUCAAUUAACAUAUAAUUUAGUUUAAUUUAGCCCUGACUCUUUGACGUUAUUGUAUCAAAACAGGACUGGCUUGUGGCCAGCCAUGACAAGCAUGCUAAGAUUGCUAAGACUUAUAAAUUAAAAGUAAAAGGUAAGCAUACCUUGCCUUAGUACACCAUAUUAUUUUGACUAUUUUAUUGAAUACAAUAUAUCUAGAAUUGUGUAUCUAUAUUUUGUGCUUUGAUUGUAUUUUUACUCUUUGCUAGUUUUUGACUUGGAUAUUGUGGGAGCAAAACAAUGUAUGUUGCUUUGCUUAUUUUGAAUUAGGAUGGGUUCAGAUUUGUGCAGUUUGCUACUUAGAUUCUUGUGAUUUGCUUAUUAUCUCAAAUGACUAUUUCAUGUUUAAGCAUGUGAUCAGGAGGUGACUGAUAAAGGCAUUCCUUAAAUUUAGUAGGACAAAUUGCAUAGAUGUGAACCUGCCCUAAUUUUUGGACAUUUUCCUUUCAGUUCUAUACUGAAUAAGUUCCUUGACCUGAAGUUCUACAGUACCUAAUUAUGUUUUCAUGUUAUUUUAAUUACCAAAUAUGGUAUGUGGUCAUUUCUGUAUGGAAACCCAUAUUUGAAAAUAAAUAUUUGAAAGUUCAA
Molecule: messenger RNA, 6219 nt
Organism: Lottia gigantea (owl limpet)
Lineage: Eukaryota; Metazoa; Mollusca; Gastropoda; Lottiidae
Exons: 24
Coding region: 1-3207 (1068 amino acids)
Biological process (GO): ribosomal small subunit export from nucleus; ribosomal large subunit export from nucleus; protein export from nucleus
Cellular component (GO): cytoplasm; nucleus
Molecular function (GO): nuclear export signal receptor activity; small GTPase binding
Source: RefSeq, a predicted model, not a curated record